AUGGCGCUUCCCGCACCAACCAUCGAUCUCCUCCUCAACCUCAUCGACACCCGCCCGCAGUCCAUCCUCUCCUCGCUCGAGCAGCAUCCACAUCUUGCCUCAGCGCGCGAUGCACACGGCUACUCACUAGUCCACGCCGCAGCCUCAUACAACCAACUCGCCGUCCUGCGCGACCUAGUCCAAAAAUACAAUGCCGACGUCAACAUCCUCGAUGAAGACGGCGAAACACCCCUCUUCGCAUGCGAAAAGGCCGAAGUAGCAAAAUGUCUCGUAGAGGAACUGGGCGCAGACACCAACAUAAAGAACCAAGAGGGUCAAACAGCUGAAGAAAAGAUUGCUGAAGAGGAAGACGAGACACAUGAGGUAUACCAAUAUCUGAAUCGCCUGAGGACUGGUGAUGAGCCAGUUGCAGCAGGUAUUAUACAAACCGAGAGUGUACAUCCGCCGCCCCCACUACCCGAGGGAGUCAAGGUCAAUGUGGGAACCAUGGAAGAAGAUGCUGUCAAUGCGCCGGAUCCUGAGAUACGGAGGCGUAUUGAGGAGCUCGCGGCGAGGGAAGACUAUGAUUCCGAGGAGGUGCAGCAGCAGCUGAGGGAGUUGGUGCAGGACGUCGUAGGGGGUAUGGGUGCUGCUGAUGGUGAGAGGAAUGUUAGACCGAGGAUGGACUGA
Alternaria atra is the source of this 669-nucleotide messenger RNA. RefSeq lists its product as uncharacterized. Bases 1 to 669 code for a protein of 222 amino acids. The record is from RefSeq and is a predicted model, not a curated record. The transcript has a single exon. Gene Ontology annotation, molecular function: protein binding. Lineage: Eukaryota; Fungi; Ascomycota; Dothideomycetes; Pleosporales; Pleosporaceae.